AUGGAAGGAGAUCUGUGGGAAGGAGGACACGGCGGCGGCGGAGGCGACGAUGCGGAGGUCAUGGCCGGGCUCAGCACUGUGCUGGUGGCCACGAUCCAGGAGGUGAAGGACCGGAUCUCCCACAUCGAGUUCAUCUUCUGCAGCCAGCUCUUCCCGAGGAUCAGAUCUCGGUCGCGGAGGCUUCAGAAGCAGAUCUCCGUCGAGGAGGAUUGGAGGAGGAAGGAGGCCUCCCUGCUGCGCCAGGUCGAGGAGUUCCGCCUCCAGAAGGAGAAGGCGGAGGAGGAAACGAUGCGCAUGGCCGUUUCUCUGGAGCGGGAGAAGGCAGAGAAGGCGGAGAUGGCGCGGAUUCUGGCGAAGCUGGAGAGCGCCGAGAGGAUCAGCGAGACGGCCAUCGCCGACGUGAGGGAGGAGUGCAGGCAGUUGCAGGAGAAGUUGCAGCGGCAGAUCGAUCAGAAAGAUCUCGAGCUCUCGGAGGAGACCUUCAGGCGGAAGCAGCUUGCCAAGAGUUGGACCAAGUUGGAGGAGAGAUACAAGCACUUGAAGUCUCAGUACAGGUUCCUGCUCCGAAAGGCCGGUCUCGUGGCGGAGAUCAGUGAUGGCACGGACGGCGAGAGGGGCUCGCCAAUGUCUCUCCCUCACAAGCGGAAGACUCCCCAAGGCAAGCUCCAUUUCGAAUCCUCCCCCAAUACCUCAGAAUUCUCCUUCGCUUCUGUUGGAUGAAUAUCGCGCGAAUCGUCUGGUGCCUGUAGAUCCGAAGACCAUCAGAGAUCCGAGGUCCACUCCAGUGGCUCCGAUGGCAGAGGAAGAGUCAGGGGUUCUCCCCGCUCGCGGCGGCUCAAUUCGUUCUCGGCGUUCCACGGGGAGCAUGGAGCCCGCUCGGGCGGCGGGACCGAGGUCGACUCGUUCGCCGUGGGUGGACACUCGCGGGCGCCGGGAAGCUGGAGGGGUGGAUCCUCACGACGAUUUUCUGGACACUCCCAUGGAGGCCGUCAGAGGAAGAAGAUCGGGGCAGUCGCCUGGGGAUGAACCGUCGUCCCAUGAAUCAGAGGGCGAGAUAAAGGAGAUGGACGCCGCCGCAGCGGCGGAGACUUCGAUCCAGAAGCCGCACGGAGGAGUAUGGGGGUUCUUUAAGUACGUGGAGCCCGUGAGGAAGAAGGCGGAGCGGGAGAAUCUCAAGGGCGUGGAGUGCAGGCAGUGCGAGAAGUUCUACGACGCCGUGCUUCCCGGCGGCAGGGACGGGAGGAGCAGCGCCGGCGACGUCCGCUGCGAGCACCACGAAGGCGUCUCGAGGCACCGCUACAGGCACGCCCCUCCCAUGACCCCCGAAGGAUUCUGGAAUAUCGGGUUCGAUUCUGAGACGUGA
Molecule: messenger RNA, 1363 nt
Organism: Spirodela intermedia
Lineage: Eukaryota; Viridiplantae; Streptophyta; Magnoliopsida; Alismatales; Araceae
Source: the annotation of a GenBank genome assembly